Penicillium malachiteum is the source of this 219-nucleotide messenger RNA. RefSeq lists its product as uncharacterized. The transcript has a single exon. NCBI's taxonomy places the organism in Eukaryota, Fungi, Ascomycota, Eurotiomycetes, Eurotiales, Aspergillaceae. The record is from RefSeq and is a predicted model, not a curated record. The coding region runs from base 1 to 219 and encodes 72 amino acids.
AUGGAAACCUUCGGAGUGGCGCUGCCCGACAACGGUGUCUUUCAUGCCGUCAUGACUGGAAAGCCGUACAAGUAUGAGUGCUGGCUAAACGACUUCAACAGUGUCCCGGUCGUUGCUUACACCGUGACCCGAACCCUCAAGGUCCGCCAGUGGUGGUACUGCGAGACAAACUGUACUGGGUGCUCUACUAAAGACCCAGAUCACAUUUCCCUGCAGUGA